GCGGGAGACGGCUGAGGGGAUCCCGGGGCGGGAGGCGGCGGCGGCGGCCGGGCGGGUCGGCAGGUAGGUGGGUGAUCGGGGCGGCGGUAAGAUGGCGGCGUAGCGGCUCUCCCUCAGCUCCCUUCAGAUCCCCGCCAUGAAGCUCAUCAUCUCAGAGACGUACGCGCAGGCCAGCGAGUGGGCCGCCAAGUACAUCCGCAACCGCAUCGUCCACUUCGGGCCCGGCCCCGGGAGGUUCUUUACGCUGGGGCUGCCCACAGGCAGCACGCCGCUGGGCUGCUACAAGAAGCUGGUGGAGUACUACAGGAAUGGAGACCUCUCCUUCAAGUACGUGAAAACCUUCAACAUGGACGAGUACGUGGGUCUCCCGAGGGAUCACCCGGAAAGUUACCAUUCCUUCAUGUGGAACAACUUCUUCAAGCAUAUUGACAUCUCGCCAGAAAACGUGCACAUUUUGGAUGGAAACGCACCUGAUCUGCAGGCAGAGUGUGACGCGUUCGAGGAUAAAAUCAAAGCAGCUGGAGGAAUCGAACUCUUUGUUGGAGGUAUUGGCCCCGAUGGUCACAUCGCCUUCAACGAGCCUGGGUCGAGCCUGGUGUCCAGGACACGCGUGAAGACCUUGGCUAUGGACACUAUAUUGGCUAAUGCCAGGUUCUUUGAUGGCGACCUCUCCAAAGUGCCCACCAUGGCCUUGACGGUGGGAGUGGGCACUGUCAUGGACGCCAGAGAGGUGAUGAUUCUCAUCACGGGAGCCCACAAAGCCUUUGCUUUAUACAAAGCCAUUGAGGAAGGUGUCAACCACAUGUGGACAGUGUCUGCUUUCCAGCAGCACCCCAACACCGUGUUUGUGUGUGACGAGGAUGCCACGCUGGAACUCAAGGUGAAGACAGUGAAAUACUUCAAAGGUCUCAUGCUGGUUCACAACAAGCUUGUGGAGCCCUUAUACAGCAUGAAGGAGACGGGAGCAGAAACAAGCCACUCCAAGAAGCCGUACAGCGAUUAAUCGCGCUGUUGGGAGUGGUGCUGAACCAGCUUUUCUGUUCAAAACCAGCUGUGAAGAAAGGGAAUUGCUGCAGAAACUCAUCUCCUAUUUGUUCUUAAAUUAGCAAAAUGAUUAAGUACUUGCUUCUCUCUAUUAAAAAGACAGAUGCCAAACACCUGCCUUAAUUAACCAAAUGAGGAUGGGAUCCAGUGUACUGCAUUCCACAAACUCCUGCUGCUGAUUUACUCACUGAAGGUAAAGUCAGUGGAGAGUGAGGUGUUGAAUCUACAAAGCAACCGUAAGGACAUAGACUGAAGGCCCCAAAACUUUAUUGUGAAAGUACAAUGUUGCAGAAACCAAACGAGUAACCACUUUGGGAUGUAUUCCUCACAAUCAGGACAAGUACCUUGUGUGUCAUUCCCCUUCCACAAAACGCUCAUUAAUCAUUUAAAAUGGGAGCUGAGCUUUUUCAGCCUGGAGAAAGGAAAGGUCCAGCACGAGCUGAGGGCAGCGUGUGUCACAGCUACGAGGAGGACAGCGGGAAGGUGAAGGCAGGCUCUCCUGGGCAGUGUGCAUGGGGAAGAUACGACGGGGCUUGAGUUAAGCCAAGAUGCUCAGACUGGAUCUAAGGAAAAGCCCUCCCCCAGAGGACAGGCCAGCAGUGGGGCAGGUUGCCCAGACUCUGGCCUUCAGAGAGGUUUUCCAGACCUGAUGGAUAAAGCCCUGGCUGAGCCCUGCUUCGAGCCAGAGGUUGGACUCGAGACCAUCUCAGCAAAAGGGAGGGCACAGCUGUUCAGCAGCGCUGUUAAUAAUUAGUGCCAUUAAUGGUUAGUUUGCACAUCUAUGGGAUUUUGUUUGUUGUCACCCAAGAAGCCUUACACGUUCAGUUUCAGGGUAUGAUUCCAUAUCCCCUGGUGCUUGGUGACGUGCUGCAGGAGGGUAGAUUUGUUCCGUGAAGCAUAAAUAACCUCUCUCUGCUGCUCCAUUAUCCGCGUCGGCGCAGAGCCUGAAGCAGCAAGAUCUCUCUCCCGCCUUCCCCUGCUCUACCUUGUCACAAGGAAAUGCCAAGUGACACCUCAAAGGAAAUGCUCUGUUCCCUCUGCCUCAGCCCGGGAUCAGUGACAGCAGCCCCACGCAGAUCAGUGACAGCCUGUGCUGGCAACACCCCGCCGAUUCCACAUCUCCAUUCCUGGGUGUGUCCUGUCAAACAAGGGCCAAGACAAACUGUGCAGCAUUUAUUUUCUUCAUGCAGAAAUUUUCCAAGCUGUUGAUCUGUAAUGUAACUUCCUACAGUAAAUGUCUUGAUUUUUUCUAAAUGGUCACAUUGUCUGUA
Molecule: messenger RNA, 2315 nt
Organism: Calidris pugnax (ruff)
Lineage: Eukaryota; Metazoa; Chordata; Aves; Charadriiformes; Scolopacidae
Gene: GNPDA1
Product: glucosamine-6-phosphate deaminase 1
Exons: 6
Coding region: 137-1003 (288 amino acids)
Biological process (GO): N-acetylglucosamine catabolic process; N-acetylneuraminate catabolic process; D-glucosamine catabolic process
Cellular component (GO): cytoplasm
Molecular function (GO): identical protein binding; glucosamine-6-phosphate deaminase activity
Source: RefSeq, a predicted model, not a curated record